Molecule: messenger RNA, 936 nt
Organism: Pogona vitticeps (central bearded dragon)
Lineage: Eukaryota; Metazoa; Chordata; Lepidosauria; Squamata; Agamidae
Source: RefSeq, a predicted model, not a curated record
AUGGAGGGAAAUCAAUCAAGCACCACAUUCCUACUACUGGGAUUUGGCAGUAGCCUCAAACUACGAAUUUUGCUCUUCUUAUUGUUUUUACUCAUCUAUGUAUUGUCAGUUUUCGGAAACCUUCUUGUGAUUUUACUAGUCUUAGUUGAGCGACGUCUGCAUACCUCCAUGUACUUCUUUCUCUUGAAUUUGUCCUUCCUGGAGGCCUGCUAUAUUUCAGCCAUCUUACCCAGAAUGCUGUUCAGUUUUCUAACUGGGGACAGAACCAUAUCCAUUGAGGGAUGCAUCACACAAUACUAUUUCUUUGGUUUCUAUGCAGCUACUGAGUGCUACCUUCUAGCCAUUAUGUCUUAUGAUCGGUAUUUGGCCAUAUGUAAACCUCUUCAUUACACAUUUCUUAUGAAUGGGAGACUCUGCCUCCAGUUGGUGUUCACCUCUUGGAUGUGUGGUUUGUUGACCAACACAAUAAUAACCUCUUUUAUGCUCAAGCUCACAUUUUGUGGACCCAAUGAAAUUGAUCACUUCUUCUGUGAUGUAUAUCCAGUGGUAAAACUUUCUUGCAGCAAUACUCACCUAGUAAAACUUGCAACUUUUAUUCUAGCUCUUAUAGGAACAUGUCCCCCAUUCCUACUAACUUUGUCCUCCUACAUCUGUAUUCUUCUCACUGUUUUAAACAUUCAGUCCAAAGCAGCACAACAAAAGGCUUUUUCCACUUGCUCCUCCCACCUCAUUGUUGUGACAUUUUUCUAUGUGCCACUUUUCCUUGUCUAUGUAAUACCCGAAACAGAAGCACUGAAAGAACUACACAAAACCUUCUCCAUUUUCUACACUGCCUUGACUCCCAUGCUCAACCCUCUCAUAUACAGUUUGAGAAACCGAGAGGUGAAGGAAGCUUUUUUCAGAUUGACCAGGAAACACAGCAGUAGAAUUUCAUAG